UCUCGACGGCACAAAACUUGUUAUGGUUGACAAUAUCGGGGUGCAGUCCUUCUUGGAAAGCAUGCUGGAUGCUGUGAGUGGCGACACGUUUUUCAUUGGCCUUGACGAUAUUGACGUGUCAGAAGAAUACAGGUGGAAGGUGACGGGCCAGGUGACGGGUUGGACCAACUGGCUGCCUGGAACGUCCAACUCGUCCAGUGGUCUCAACUGUGUAUCCAUGUCAAAGGCCAACAACUGGAAGUGGGUUUUAGACACGUGCAGCGGCAAGCGCUAUUAUAUUUGUGAUUGCUCGGACCCGAACGUGAUUGGCGAGGUACUACUGAAUACAUCUGCAGUCCAAGAAUCAACGCCUCCUAGCCUGGAAACAACGGCUGCUUCUCCAGUCCCACAAGAAACAAUUUCAAGUUCAGAAACAACAACAACAAACUCAGAAACAACAUCUCCAAGCUCACAAACGACAACUUUAAAUUCAGAAACAACAACUCCAAGCUCAGAAACAAUAACUUCAAGCUCAGAAACAACAGCAGAACAAGCUACUUCAAGUUCAGAAACAACAGCAGAACAUGAUACUUCAAGCUCAGAAACAACAGCAGAACAAGCUACUUCAAGCUCAGAAACAACAGCAGAACAAACAAUUUCAAGCUCAGAAACAACAACUACGUCUUCAAGCCCACAACAAACGAUUUCAGGCUCACUAAUAACUACUUCAUCGACUGUUUUAACAACGUCUGGUUUGUCAACGACACCAAGCGAACAAACGAUGACUUCGUCACCAAUUUGUUCCAACUGCACAUGUCUUCAAAAGAUUCAGUUUGCAGAAAACGAAACGAGCGAGCAGAGACUGGAGUAUUUGAGGAACCUGACUGUGUUCUAUCUGCAACAGAGGCGAACACGCGGCAAAGUGAGCGUGCCAGACCACCGGACGAGUAGCGUCACUCUCGGCACCGCGUCCAUCGUCGUCAUAACGACGAUUUUAGUCACUGUAGUUUUAUCAGACGUGCCGCGCAUCAUCGUUAUGUUGAAACCAAAAUAAUUAACAUAUACCGGCCUUGGUGGCGUCGUGGUUAAGCCAUCGGACAUAAGGCUGGUAAGUACAGGGUCCACAGCCCGG
This is a messenger RNA of Gigantopelta aegis, 1111 nucleotides long. RefSeq names its product A-agglutinin anchorage subunit-like. NCBI's taxonomy places the organism in Eukaryota, Metazoa, Mollusca, Gastropoda, Neomphalida, Peltospiridae. The coding region runs from base 23 to 1033 and encodes 336 amino acids. The record is from RefSeq and is a predicted model, not a curated record. The transcript is spliced from 3 exons.